Magallana angulata is the source of this 1826-nucleotide messenger RNA. Its product is annotated as putative phosphatidylglycerol/phosphatidylinositol transfer protein 2. The transcript has 4 exons. The coding region runs from base 346 to 1047 and encodes 233 amino acids. Lineage: Eukaryota; Metazoa; Mollusca; Bivalvia; Ostreida; Ostreidae. The record is from RefSeq and is a predicted model, not a curated record.
GGGAUCAGGGACAACCAUUGCGCCAGAUAACUGCAACACAAACACCUCAGAGGAUAAGCGUUAUCAAUGGGUGCUGCAGAUUAAACAGCGCUGUACAGAUAAAGGAUUGUCCAUUUGGCUUCCUCACCCAGCAGCUGACUCGGGGCCAACUGUCCACUUUUAUCCGGGUGGGCAGUGACAUGUGACUUGUGUUCUUUGUGUUUUUGAUCCAUCGUUAGGACGGGCGACUGUACUGGACACUCUUUUCAUUCCGUUGGAAAUCGUUGUUGCUGAGGAUUUUUUUUUUUAAAUUUCUGAAAAGGACGGAGAAAUUGAAAAAAAAGGAAAAGGAAUAUGACAUAGUUGAUGGUCUAUAUGAAUUUCAAAGGGAUCUGUAAACGUCGUACCGUCAAUAUGAUGAACGUUAGGAAGGUUCCGUUAAUCAUUUUUCUGACCUGUUUAACGCUCUUUUUCUCCAUGUUCACUCUUUACAUGACCAUGUUCAAUCAUGGACCACCUUCGGAGAUUUUAGAAGCUAACAGGCAAAUAGUAUUGAAGCCAAAAAAUGACGUAGACUUAUCCUUAAAUGGUGAAGAAUUAGACGAAGAUGAGGAAGUGUCUGAGAGUGUAGAGUCUGCCAAACGCUGGCAAAAAUUCGUUGACGAUAACAAAUAUGUCGCCAUCGGGGAUGUUUACAAUUCUUGCGAUGAUAAAGAUAGAAUAACAUUGGGUAAAGCUAUACUACUUCCUGAUAAAGAAACUGGUGGACUGAAAGUUAGAACGUUCAUCAAUAUCACUUUAGAGAAGCCUCUCACAGAAGGCGAAUUUCUCGUCGAUGUCAAAUAUAACGGAAAAGAUCUGUACGAUAACCACUGGGAAUUUUGUACGAUUGACGAAAACCAGGAGGUGAAACAAGUAUUUUGUCCGUACAAACCAGGGUUUUACACUUGGGCAACGGACAAAAAGAUCCCAAAGUUCAUCCCAAAGGGUAAGUACCAUACACGAGCCUGGUUGAACGGGGAUGAUGGAAAACUGCUGACUUGUGGUCUGACAACAUUCGUUCUCUAGACGUGUCUCUCAUGUUGAUAUUUAACGACGCUUUAACAAUGCAAGGAACUGUAUUACCAUUGAUAUUUAUAUUUAUUGUUAAUAUUUUCAGUGUCAUCGUGUACUUAAAAAUCGUUUUUCAUGGAUACAUAUUUUCCAUUUUGUAUUGUUGAGUACACGAUAAAUUUUGUUAUAUGCGUUUUUGUACAUUCUUUAACGUAUAUAUAUCUUUUUUGUCCUUGAACUAUUUAUGAUACAUAUUAUUGAUGUUAGCCAAGGAUAUUGCAUUUAUCAAAUAAAAACUCAUCAAAUUGUUAUAAAUGACGUGAACUAUACAUGUUAUAUCAUGCGUCUGUAAAAAGUUUGAAAAUGUCACAAUUUAUAUAUAUUCAUAAAUAUUUAUUUGUAUUGUCAUGUAUAUAAUUAUAAAUCCUACAUAUAAUUAUCUUCAUAUUGAACAUCAAAGUAUAUUAACCUAAUUAAUCUUUACUGCAUGUAUAUAUUGAAUGAUAAGAUAAUACGUUAGUUAUCAUAUAAUAUAAAUAUAUAGAUACUAGUUGAAACUGUUAUCAGUCAAAUAUUGUUCAUAAAAUUGCCUCAGUGAUAAAAAUGUGUUUUCAAGUGCACUCUAGUGUUAAACCUUUUGAAACACUUUGCUGAUAUCGCUGAUGUAAAACUCGGUGUCUAUACGUGUAACGCAAAGCAGCGAAAGUUUUUCGUAAUAAAACAUUAUGUACAUUAUGUUUUGAACUUUAUAAAAUAUGCGUGUUUUUCCAAAUAAAAUAGAAUACUAGUAACUU